This is a messenger RNA of Myotis brandtii (Brandt's bat), 456 nucleotides long. It is a transcript of the gene FCRLB, whose product is annotated as Fc receptor-like B. The record is from RefSeq and is a predicted model, not a curated record. Bases 139 to 456 code for a protein of 105 amino acids. NCBI's taxonomy places the organism in Eukaryota, Metazoa, Chordata, Mammalia, Chiroptera, Vespertilionidae. Gene Ontology annotation, biological process: cell surface receptor signaling pathway; negative regulation of immune response. Gene Ontology annotation, molecular function: transmembrane signaling receptor activity. The transcript is spliced from 3 exons.
GACACAUAGUGGCCCAUCCCCUGCUCCUCCAGCCACAUCGCCAGGAGCUGGAGCGCGGAGCUCGGUGGGCAGCACUGACCCCCCCCCCCCCCCCCCCGGCAGCGUCUCCAGCCCUGGGCAGCGGCGCAUCAGGUCGUCAUGUGGACGCUGGCAGCCCUCCUGCUGCUGGCGCCAAGCAGUGGACACGCUGUGGCCCUGGAGAAGCCCACGCUGUCUCUGCACCCCCCCUGGACCACCAUCUUCAAGGGGGAGCGGGUCACCCUGCAGUGUGACGGGCACCACCCUCUGGUCGUGGAGCUCCGGCCCAUCAGCACCCUCUGGUACCUGGGCCACCUGCUGCUGCCCUCUCACGGGAGGAGCAUCGAGGUGCAGACCCCAGGGGUGUACCGGUGCCAGACCCGGGGAGCGCCCGUCAGCGACCCUGUCCACCUCUCUGUCUCCAAUGGUGAGUGGUGA